AUGGGGAAUGCCGAAUCAGAUAGACGUACCGCCACGUUGGACAAAUAUAAAGAUAUAUUAACAAUUCCUGGAGGUAAGGAGGCAGAUAAAUGGUAUUAUUGGGAUUACAUUGAUUAUUUGAGAAAGAUAAUUAACGGAAAUAGUACUCCCUGGAAUGACUCCAUAUUUUUAGAAAUAUUAAGAGAUAAUGGAAGUGUUCCAGGUACAGAUGAAGGGAAAUUUUGUAGAUGGAAAGAAAUACAAAAAGAGAUUUUUGAUGCUGUUAUACAACAUCAUCAAUACGAGUAUUAUUAUCCCUGGGAAGAACAUGCAGAAAAUAUAUUAAAUGAAUCCUCUAAAACCAAAGAAUUUAAAGGAAUUUAUUGUAACAAAAUUGAUACCAUAGAACAAAAAACUAAAGGUUCAACAGAAAAACCAUGUUCGUUUAAUACUACAGAUCUUAGUUCAUGUUUACCUUCAAGACGAAAAGAUUUAUAUAUUGAAGGUAUAAAAUCAAAUAUUGAAAUAAUAGAACCAUUUAUCUAUAGAGAAGGAUUAAAUUCUUUGGUAGAAUCUCUUUUUUUGAAUACCUUACUGGGAUCUCUUUCAAUCAAAGCAAAUACUGAAAUUCAAAAAUUAAAACGUAGUGGAAAAAAAGAUACAGAUAUAUGUAAAAUAAUGCAAAGAAACAUUUCUGAUUAUAAAGAUUUGUUUCUUGGAAAAGAUAUUGUACCACACAGUUAUUCAAAAGAUAUACAAUGUAGAUUGAACAAAAUACGUAAUUAUAUAAAUGAAGGAAAAGAUGAUAUAGAGUAUAGUAAUUUAUUAGAUAAGAAAAUUAAAGAAAUUGUACAAAAAGAUUUAACUAAUUUGAUAGAUGAAAGUGGAAGCAAAUGCACAUUACAUAAUAUGUCGCAUACAGAACCUCAAUGUCUACGUUUUUUGGAAGAAUGGUUUGAGGAUAUUUUAAAACAAAAACAAAAUAUCCAAAAUCAUAUAAUACAUACAUGUGUUAAUAAAAAUACAAAACUCAUACAAUUGAAUAAUGGUAAAUAUACUGAAAUGAAAUGUGAAGUUUAUUGUAAUUUUUAUAAACAAUUUCUACAAAAUUAUAAAUCCUGUUAUGACAGAUAUCUUAAAAAAUGCAAAGAAAAUAUUGUUAAAUCAACAAAUAUCGAUGAACACAGUGCACAAGCCCAAAUAGAUGCCACAAUGAGACGAAUAAGAAACAAAAUAAAAUGUCCAAAACAUAUUUGUGGAGAUCAUAUAGUUGAUUUAUCACCAUACUUUGACCUAAAUGUUCGUUUUUUUCCUUUACAUAAAGGUUACAUUUGCGGGUGUGAACAAAACAGUUUUAAUCAAAAAAACAAUAGUAACUUGAAAAAUAUUUUGAAGAGGUACAGUGAGCAAAAUGGCCAUACCACCACUAUAUCCGAACUAGAAAACGUUUUGAACGAACUGAGUGUGUGCACGAUGAAUGAUGAUGAUUUAGAUGGAUCAGUUGGGGGUAAUGGAGAAAAAGUGGUUACAAAGAGUAGAGAUGUUAGUGAUGUGAAGGGUAUAUGUGAAAUUACAUAUUAUGAUUCGUUUAUUCGAAAAGGAAAUAUUGGUAAUCCGUGCGGAGGAAAUAAAAUAGAAGGAAAAGGAUGGAUAUGUGAUGGAACAACAAGAAGAAAUGAUGGGACGUUGUUAAGAGAAUGGAAGAAUAAUGCUUGUAUGCCUCCAAGAACACAAGUAUUAUGCUUAGGAUUUUUGUGUAAUAAAGCAAAUGAAAAAAAUUAUCAUGACGCUUCUUCCGCGAUUGAUAAUAGCCAAAAACUUUUGACUGAAAUGCUAGUUACGGCGAAAUAUGAAGGCGAAAAUAUAAAAAAAUUUUAUAAAGGAAACACAGAUACUGAAAAGAAGAAAUUAUGCAAUGCUUUGAAAUACAGUUUUGCCGAUCUUGGAGAUAUUGUUCGCGGACUAAGUAUAUGGGAAAAUGGUUAUACUAUAAUCAUGGAAAACAAUUUAAGAGCGAUAUUCCAAAAAAUAUAUGAAAAAUUACCAAAUGACAAAAAAAGUCUAUAUAAUGACAAAACGGAACCACGUCCAUCUCGUGAUCUCCCACAUUAUCAUUAUUUGCGAGAAGCAUGGUGGAACACUAAUAGAGAAUAUAUAUGGAAAGCUUUUCUUUGUGGUGCACAAAUAAAUGGUGCUGCUUGCGGCGAUGCCGUUUCCAAUAUCGAUUAUAUGCCUCAAUUUUUACGGUGGCUAACCGAAUGGAGUCAAGAUUUUUGUCAGGAGAAAAACACAUACGACAUAAAAUAUCCUAAUCCAAAAAAUCUAGGAGAUGAUAAAAAUAUCGAAUCUAUGUGCAAAGGAUGUAAUGCAGAAGGAGGUGGAGAUUGUUUAACCAGUUAUCCGAAUUAUGGAUUUUUUUCUUCAACUAAUACAUGUUCAUUAUGUAAAACAACAUGUCGAAAAUAUAAAGAAUGGAUAAGAAAUCAAAAAGGAGAAUAUGAUAAACAAAAGAAAAAAUACCAACAUGAAAUCGAAAAAUCGCAAAAAUCACAAAAUGGAGGUAAAGGUAAAACUGUACUUCGUGGACCACCUAUAUCAGAAAACACAAGAAAUGUAAAUGAAUUUUUUAAUAGAAUUGUUAACGAAUAUCCUGAUGUUAACAAAUUUUUGGAUGAAAGUUCGCAACAUACUGGUUGUAAUAAAAAUAUAGAUCCAGUAAUUUUUUUAAAUAAUAACGAUGAAAUUAAAAAUCAAAAUAAUCCUUUUAAUACAAAACAUAGAUAUUGUAAUAGUUGCGAGGAACAAGUACAUCUUCGAGAAUUAACACACGGAAAAAUACUUGAAGGAGGGAUGCCUGGAUCUCCGCCAAAUAGACAUCCGGCAUCAUCGGAUCCUCCACCAGGUGGUAGUGGUGGUGUAAAAGGUGGUAAAGAUGGAAGCAAAAGUGGCGCCACGCAGACAACUACUACAUCAACUACCACUACAAGUGAUACAAAAAAAGCUGGUACUGUACAUAACGAAUGUGAUCAUUUAUUAGAAAAAAUAUCCAAUUAUUGGGAUUGUUACCAAAAGGAUAAGGAAGGAAAAUAUAUGUGCAAACUACAAAGUAGUGCUAUAUCGGCUGUAAAAGAUGACGAUGAAGAAGAUGAAGAUGGCAUCUAUAAUGAUGAAUUUUAUACAUUAUUUAAUAAAUGGAUAAACUUAUUCUUAAAAGAAUAUGAACAUUUAAAAACAAAAAUAGUUGAAUGUAAAAAGAGGUCAGGUCAAAGUCAAAGUAAAAACCAGUGCCCUGAUAAUUACUGUCGAACGAAAUGUUAUUGUUAUAACAAAUGGAUAAAAAAAAGAAAAUCUGAAUGGGAAAUGCAAAAAAAAUAUUAUAAAGCGUAUGUUAAUCCAAAUAAUAAUAUUGGCGGUUCAAAUUUAAGUUUUUUAGGUAAUCUUGAUGUUUAUUUUAAGACACAAUUUAAAGAAAAGGUUUUUAAAACUUUGGGGUCAGAAACCAGCAGACAAGAACUACAACAAUAUGAAGGGGCAAACGAUCCUUUAAAACCAAUAUUAAUGAAAUCACAAGAAUUGAUUAAUGAAUGUAUGCGCAUAUGUCCCAAAAAACUUGAAUGUCACGAAAAAGGUUUUGGUAAAGAGUGGGAUUGCGACAAAACCGCGACAUCUCGUGGAACCGACGAGACGGAAAUAUGUUUGAAAAAAAAUGACAAAGACAAAUACAAAGAACAUAAUAUGAAUAAGGUGGAAGACGUUUAUAAAUUUUAUGAUUCCUUCGAGGAAUGGAUUGAUUAUAUGGAAAAAUCAAUAAAUGACAAAAUGAAAAUACUGAAACAAUCGUGUGAGAACCAGUUGGGUGGUAGGUCGUCACGUGGUACUGGUAGUACGUUGGAUUGUGGGACUUGUACUGACGACUGCAAAUGUUAUGAUGGGUGGAAAAAACGAAUUGAUGGGCAGUGGGAUAAACUCAAAGAAUACUACAACAAUUACAAAGAAAGAAAGGACAAUAAGAUGCAAGGUAUUGACCUGAAUAUUUUUUUGGAAGCAUUAUGUGAAACGAAAUAUGGUGAAAAUAGUGGUACUGGUGAAGAUAUAUGUGAAAAACUGAAAGGUGAAAAAUCAAAUUUUGUGGAAGGACUAUUAGAUAAAAACCAGGAUAAAACGAAAUCUGUGUGUGACGUUUGCGAUACAAAAAAUACAAAAGACUCGUUUGACGGUACUACAUGUAGUGGAAUUAGUGAUAUUACUGACCAGGAAUGUAAACCAAAAACAUUUGAUGAUCUGAAAAAAGGUGUAAGCAACUCGUAUGAACGAGAAAAAUCAUGGGGUUGUAGAAAUAAAAUUAAUAAUAAUCAAUCCUCAGAAAUUGUAAAAGAUGUAUGUGUCCCUCCAAGAACACAACCUUUAUGUAUAGCAAACAUGGUAACUUCAAGUGGAACAAUAAAAGGGGGAUGGUCGAACGAAAAUGAUUUGAAAACAAAAUUAAAAGCUGCAAUUAAAAAGGAAACAAAACGAUUACACGAAUAUUACACGACAAAGAAUGGCAGUGCUGGUAUAACACCUGCCGCGACAGGAGAUAUGCCUCCUGGAUUUUGUGAGGCGGCGUACCGCAGUUUUAAUGAUUUCAAACAUAUGGUUUUAGGAGAUAUGUUAUGGAAACCUGCUAGUAUUAACAAAUUGGACACAGAAAUAAAAAGAAUUAUAGCACCAAAUGGUGGUGAUGUCAGAAAACGCAACGAAUGGUGGAAAAAACAUGAGUCUGAAUUCUGGAAAGCAGUGAAAUGUGGUAUACAAGAGGCGACAAAAACACAAGGUUCUAAGUCGGCCACUGGUGCUGACUGCCCCCGAUUUAUUAGUGACGAUGACCAAUUUGAGUGGUGGGCAAAAGAGUGGUCCGAUGAUUUUUACGAAAAAAGAAAAGAAUUGGCAGACAAAGUGGAGGAGGAGUGUAAUGGUAAGAAUGGAUGCUAUAGUGGUGGUAAGGUGAAAACUGGUAGUGAUUGUGAGCAAAAAUGUACCCAAUACAAAAGUUUUCUAACACUUAAACGCAACGAAUGGACAAACAAUUUCAAAAAAUAUUUAGAACAACAAGAACAACAAAAGAAAGGACAAAAUAUAAAUAGUAUUGACGACGAAAAAAUGUAUAUGCCACAAAAUCACUAUUUACUGUAUCCUUGUACAUAUCAAAGUUGUGACGGAAAACAUAUAAAAGAUUUGUUAGGUAAAAACGAAUAUGGAGAAUUACAAAACAAAUGCACGUGUAAUACAUCGUCACAAAAAACUGAAAACACAGACAAACCAUGUACAAACGAAUAUGAAUUCCACGCAUGUACUGAAAAAAAAUAUGAUUUAGGUUUAUGGAGCAGCAUAUAUGUGAAAAAUCCUAAAGAUCGAGGUAAAGUUUUUGCCCCACCAAGACGUAACAGUAUAUGUAUCGGCUGGUUAUUCUCGCCAAUAAAUACCAGUGGUGGUCGUAGCCAGGUGGCUGCCAAAAAUGAGUUGAAACAAAAACUUAUCGACGCAGCGAGGGGGGAGUCCCACUAUUUAUAUAAAUACUAUAGCGAUAAACAAAAACAAAAAAGUGGUUCCCAAGCUGGUAGCACCCCCACAUCACCCCCACCUGGAUAUUGUGAUGCAUUGAAACGUUCGUUCGCAGAUAUUGGGAAUAUGGUUAAAGGCACAGAUUUGUGGUCUGGAGGGUACUCGCCUCUUGUGGAAAACAAUAUACGCGAUGUAUUUGCAAUGAAGGAUGGUAGUGGUACUACACCACCUAGUGAGGAACAAAUAAAAAAUGCACGCAAAACAUGGUGGGAACAAAAUAAAGAUACAAUCUGGAAAGAAAUUUCGAAAUGUAAUGGCACCUACUUAUGUGGAGAUACCGCCCAUGAUGAUGACAAGAAACCUCAGUUUUUACGUUGGUUAGAAGAAUGGGGAGAAUAUAUAUGCAAAGAGAGAGGAAAUCAAUUGAAUGAGUUAAAACGUUGGUGUAAUGAUGGAAAGGAUGUAGAAAAUGAUAAAAAUUGCGACAAAGGAAAUGAAGAUUGUAAAAAACAGUGUAAAAAAUACAAUAGUUGGAUAACUACUCAUAAAAACGAAUGGUUAGGUCAAAAAUCGAAAUACAAUGAAAUAUUGAAUGAUAAGUUCGGUGAAAAUUAUGAUGACUUUAAACAACAUAUGAAGGGUAAUGCAGAUGCAAAUACAUAUAUAACAUCCAAGAAUGAUAAAUGCAAAAGUGGCACCACAAAAGUAAACCUGGAUACCAUUUUCAACAAAACCGAUGACGAUUAUAAAAAAUACGAACCCUUCUGCACAACAUGUCGAAUCAACGAUAUAGCUGAAAGAGCAAAAGAAAAUACACGUGUUAAUCCGUGUGGAGAUAAAAGUGGCAAACACGUGCGUGUGAAAAAAGUAGCAAAAGGGAUUCAGAAAGCGGCAGAGGAAACAAUGAAACAAAAUAAUGUUCGUGGUGGUAGUAAUUUGAAAGGAAAACCAGAGAAAGGAACAUAUAAGCAUAAUAACGGCAAUAAUGCAAAUGAGUUGGAGAACGACAUAUGUAAAAUAACGAUCGUUCAUUCUAAUGAUAGUCGUACACGUGGUGAUUAUCAAGGACCAUGUAAAGGAAAAGGAAACAGUAAUACUCAAGACGAAAACACGAGAUUUGUUGUAGGAGUUCAAUGGAAACCAGAUGUAAAUGGUAUUCAUCAAAACCACCAAAAUGUUAUUAUGCCUCCUCGAAGACGACAUAUAUGUACUUCAAAUUUAGAGAAUUUGGACACAGAUAAAGUCAUUGGUAAUGGAAGUAAUGUUAAUGAUUCCUUUUUGGGGGAUGUGUUGCUUUCUGCGAAUAAAGAAGCAGAAAAAAUAAUACAAAUGUAUAAAGAAAAGAAUAACUUAAAAGACCUAAACGACGAAAAUCACAAGGAAACUGUAUGUCGAGCAAUGAAAUAUAGUUUUGCCGAUAUAGGCGAUAUUAUUAGAGGAAUAGAUCUCUGGAGCAGAAACGAGGAUAUGAAGAAGCUACAAACUAAAUUGAAAGUGAUAUUUAAAAAGAUUCAUGAACAAAAUGAUGGUGCUAACAAGUAUCCUGGUGAUAGCGACACAAGUGUUCCCCCAUAUAAAAAAUUGAGAGAAGACUGGUGGACUGCUAACCGCGACAAAGUAUGGGAAGCUAUGAUGUGUGCAAAAAUCAACGGCAGUACUACCCCAUGUGAUGAUAGUGGUACCACACCUGUGGAUGACUACAUCCCGCAACGGUUGAGAUGGAUGACUGAAUGGUCCGAAUGGUAUUGCAAGGCACAGAAAGACCACUAUGCGAAGUUGGUGGGGGCGUGUGAACAAUGUAAGGGUAACAAAUCACCUGGACAAGCAUGUGAUGCUGCAAAAUGUACAGAAUGUAAAAAAAAGUGCGAAGCAUAUAGUGAUUUCAUUGAAUUAUGGCAAAAAGAUUGGGAAAAACAAAAAACUCAAUACAAAACAUUAUACGAAAAAGCACAAAAUCUUAGUUCUAGUAGUGGUAAAAGUACUAGUAGUGAUCAAAAUCAAAAAUACCUUGAGGAGUUUUUAUAUAAAUUACAACAAGCAAAUAGUGGAAAUACCACGUAUUCUACUGCUGCAGGGUACGUACAUGAUAUGGGUAAUUUUGAUGAUUGUCAGGAACAAAACCAUCUCUGUGAUAAUGGCAACAAAAAUUAUGCUUUUAAGAAUCCACCAAAAGAUUAUGAGAAAGCCUGUGGUUGUAAGGAGGAUGCGGAGGCAAAACCUGUAGCUACCAAACCGGAAGUACCACGUCCACAAGCAGCAAAACCCGCAUCAACGAAGCCGGCACCACCUGGGAAACCGCAAGGUCCGCCUCCACAAGGUGGGAACACGUCACAUCAAACACCCUCAUCAGCCACACAAGGACAAGGAACUGUUAAGGAUGCUACUACUCCUACUACAAUCAGUACUACUAAAACUACAGACGAUGGAUCAACAGUGACAACUUCAGUUUCAUUUGAGCCUGCCCCAUCUACGGUUACCCCUUCCCCUGGUCCCCAGACACCUAGUUCCGCACCUGUUGACCCGUCUAGUACCCAGUCUACUUCCACUGGUACAGCGGCUACCACGCCUGUCGACCAGUCGUCGUCGAGUGUUGAUGGUGGUGGUGGAGGUGGUGGAGGUGGUGGUCCUCAUAGUCCUACUAGUCCUCCCCCUCCGGCUUCUACUAUUAGUAGUCCAAACAGUGCUGGUAGUAGUAGUUCGUCAUCGAGUAGUGGUAGUGGUACUUCCGGACAGUCACCCGCACAACCACAGCAUAUUGGUACGUCACAAAAUAAUAGGUCACAGAGUAGUAGGUCCCAUGGACCUUCUAUACCUAAUGAAAUACGUAAUGUUAAUCCUAAAUCUCGAACUCCUGUUGAUAGUAGCGGAAAAAAAAUUGUUUAUCCCACAAACAAAAUUGGGAAUAAUACUAUUGUUAGUAGUAUUAAUAUAGUGAAAAAAUCUACUUAUCCUAUGAAUUGUGUUGAAGAAGUUGCUGAUAAGUUACGGAUGGAUUCACAAAAAAAUAAAGAAUCUGUGAAAAGUAAAUUAGAAGGAAAAGUUCCACAAGAUGUAUAUAACAAGAACGGAACGGGAAAUAGUGUUGCACAACAAACGUCUUGUAAAAUAAAUAAAAGUAUAAAUGAAUUCAAUAGUUUUAAAAAAUCUCCGUGUGAAGAUAAAGGAAAUCCUUUUGAUGAAGAAAAGGGGAAAUGGGACUGCAAUAACAGAUAUAUGAAAAAAUAUAAUGUAUGUUUACCUCCUAGAAGAAAACAUAUGUGUACAAGAAAUUUAGAAACGCUUCUUUCUAAGGAUGUUAAUGACACGGAUGCAUUACUAAAAGAAGUUUUAAUUACAGCAGCAUAUGAAGGAGAACAUUUAAAAGAACAAUGGGAAAAAUAUAAAAACCCAGCAAAGAAAAAGACAGAAAUAUGUGAUGCUAUGAAGUACAGUUUUGCAGAUUUGGCAGAUAUAGUUAGAGGUAUAGAUUUAUGGGAAAAUGAUAAAAAACAACAAUCAUUACAAACUAGAUUAAAAAGAAUUUUCAUAAAGAUAUAUGACACCUUAUCAAAAGAACAACAAUUGAAAUAUAAUGAUGGAUAUAAAAAUUAUAAAAUACGAUCGACGUGGUGGGCAAUACAUCGUGACAAUGUUUGGAAAGCUAUUACCUGUGAAGCACCAGAAGAUGCUUCUCUUUUUAAAAGAGGAAAUAGUGAAAAUAAUCAGUUAAAUUUCUACCGGGGUAAAUGCGGACACGACAAUGAACCCCCCAUUGAUGAUUAUAUACCUCAAAGGUUGAGAUGGAUGACUGAAUGGAGCGAAUAUUUCUGUAAAACAAAAAAAGAAAACGUGCACAAAUUAAAUGAUAAAUGCCAGAAAUGUAUCAUUAGUGGUUCAUCAUGUGAAAAUGAUGAUGACGGAACCAAAUGUGAACAGUGCAAAAAUACAUGCAAAUCCUUUAGUAAUUUUGUUAAAGAAUUGCAACAAGAAUUAUAUAACCAAUCGACUAAAUACAAAGAAUUGUAUGACAAAGCAAAUAAUACUACUAGUACUUCGAGUAGUGGUCAUCCAUCAUCUGGAAGUAGACGCAAACCUAGAACUAAUCAAGAUGAUGAUAAUAGAAGUAUAGAAUUUUUAAAACAAGUGGAAAAACAUUGUAAACAUCUAGAAACUGCCGAAAAAUAUCUUGACACAACAACUAAUUGUACUAAAAUUAAAUUUAAUCCCAAUAGUGGUGUCACUAGUGAUGAUAGGACGUACGCUUUUGAAAAUCCGCCAAACGACUACAAAGAUUCUUGUGAUUGCAAGAUUCCUGAUCCUUUAAAUAAUUGUCCUAAAGAUAAUAGUACAUAUGAUAAAGUUUGUGGCACUUUCUCUCCUAUAAAUUUUUGUACAGAAAAGAAGUUUAAUAAUGAGCUGAAUAACUGGACUUCUCAGGAUGUCAAAGAGUCAACAGGUAACAACAAAGGUGUCGUUGUACCUCCUAGGAGAUCAAACUUAUGUCUUAGAUAUAUAACCACAAGGUUACGUUCUAUAGAAAAUAAAGAUGAUUUCAAAAAGAUACUUCUUCAAUAUGUCUACACUGAAGGAAAAUUGUUAGGUGAAAAGUAUAAAAACAAAACUACUGAAGCAUUACAAGCAAUGAAGUAUAGUUUUGCUGAUUAUGGAGAUAUAAUUAAAGGUACAGAUAUGAUGGACAGUACAACAAAUACAGAUAUAAAAACAAAAUUACAAAAUCUACUUCAAAGUACACAAAAUACUGCACAACCCAAUACGAGGGCUCUACAACCGCAAAACGUUAAUGAUUGGUGGGAACAUAAUAAAAAUCAUGUAUGGCAUGCGAUGUUAUGCGGAUAUAAAUCACAAAACAACAAAAAAGAACAAUUAGAUCCAUCAUGGUGUUCUUUACCUUCUGAAGAUGAUACUCCUCAGUUUUUACGAUGGUUGGUUGAAUGGGCAAAACAAGCAUGUAAAGAAAAAAUACAACGAUCCAAAGAAGUAACGACAAAAUGUAAGUAUAAGAUUAACCAGCAUCAGACGUCUAGUAUAGAAAAAAUUAAAGACGCUAACUGUAAAUCACUAUUAACAUAUUAUAUGAACUGGUAUUAUAAGCGAAAUCUUGAAUGGAGGAGCUUAUCUAAAAAAUAUAAUAAUAUUAAGAACGACAAAAAAUCUGGUAUUAAUACACCAACUGAAGAAACUCAUGAGGAAUAUAUAAGAAAUAAAUGUGUUCAUUGUGAGUGUAAUUUAAAGGAUUUGAAUGAAAUAAGCAAAAUUUCUGAUAAUCAAGAAUUAUUGAAAGAAUUGAUUAGUAUAGCUGACUAUGAUAGUAUUGACCCAAAUUCAUUUAUAAAACAAAUAUCAAAAAUAUCAAAAGUUAAUCACACAACAGUUCGAAAAACUAAAGAUUUCUUAACGGAGGCGUUUCAAAAUGGAUUAACCUAUUCUAUUUUUGGCGCGCAAAUUGGCAUACCAACUGGAAUAGGAGUUACAAAGAAUGUUUUAAAUAAACUUAAGGAUAUCCUUAGUCCAAAUAAAAGUAGUAAGCCCAAUCAAGAACCCGUAGCACCUGCUACACCAGGAACAACUACAAUACCACAACAGGACGAACCAUCGGUCCCUAUUAAUGACAUAUUAUCAUCUACUCUCCCAGUUGGAAUAAGUUUUGCACUAGGUUCGAUCGCUUUAUUGUUUUACAUGAAGAAAAAACCUAUACUUCGACCUACGAAACUUUUUCGAGUUAUUGAUAUUCCCCAAAACGAUUAUAGUAUACCUACAAAUGAGUCGUCCAAUAGAUAUGUACCAUAUGGUAAAUAUAAAGGAAAAACAUAUAUAUAUGUCGAAGGAGAAGAAACGGACGACUAUAUUCGCGACAUAUCUUCCUCUGAUAUUACUUCUUCGUCAGAAAGUGAAGUGGAAGAGAUGGAUAUUAAUGAUAUAUAUCCCUAUAAAUCGCCAAAAUAUAAAACUUUGAUCGAAGUGGUACUAAAACGAAGUAACAAAACAACAAAUGAUGAUACAUAUAAAGAUAAUAUAGUGGAUACUAGCUAUAUACCAAGUGUUAAAUAUAGUGACAAACAUAGUGAUAUACCAAGUGAUAAACCAAGUGAUAUACCAAGUUAUAAACCAAGUGAUAUACCAAGUUAUAAACCAAGUGAUAUACCAAGUUAUAAACCAAGUGAUAUACCUAGUGAUAUACGAAGUGGUAAUACAAAAAGCGUAACAACAAGUGACAUACCCACCAAUAAACUUAAAGAUGAAGAAUGGAAUCAAUUGAAACACGAUUUUAUAUCGCAAUAUUUAAAACAUAUAGGACCUGAAAUCCCCUUAAAUAAUGAGUUACCAGAUGAUAAAUUGUAUAAGGAUACCCAACCUAAUAUUACGCACGAUAGUAUGGAAGAAAAACCUUUUAUUACAUCUAUUCAAGAUAGAGUUUUACAUGGUGAUAGAGAGUUUACUUAUAAUAUAAAUUGGAAUAUACCAAAACAAAACCAAAUAGCUGAUAAUACUACGGAUAAUGUAUAUAUCAAAAAAUAUGAAUCACAAAAUGAUAUAUAUUCUGGAAUAGAUUUAAUUAAUGAUUCAUUAUAUGGUAACCAUAAUGUUGAUAUUUAUGAUGAGUUGCUCAAACGAAAAGAAAAUGAAUUAUUUGGAACAAAAUAUCCAAAAAAACGAUACACGUUUUAA
Messenger RNA from Plasmodium adleri (nom. inval.), 12186 nucleotides. Its product is annotated as erythrocyte membrane protein 1, PfEMP1, putative. Bases 1 to 12186 code for a protein of 4061 amino acids. Gene Ontology annotation, biological process: mRNA 3'-end processing. The record is from RefSeq and is a predicted model, not a curated record. The transcript is spliced from 2 exons. Gene Ontology annotation, cellular component: membrane; RNA polymerase II, holoenzyme. Lineage: Eukaryota; Apicomplexa; Aconoidasida; Haemosporida; Plasmodiidae. Gene Ontology annotation, molecular function: host cell surface receptor binding; RNA polymerase II complex binding.